ACUAGAGGAUAGGAGCCCUGGCUGCUGCUGCGUGCUGGAGGCUGCUGCAGGUAUAUAAGGAGCUGGAGGCUGGUGCUGAGCACACUGACUGCUACAGACAGAGCCUGAUCUGUGAGUAUAUGGCCGCCGGAUCAUGUACAGUAUAUAGGCUGGACCUAUAAUGACUUUGGGGAAGGAUGUACGAGGACGGCUACGUAGAACUACAGAUGGUGGGGAGCGAGGAGACACGGGAAGAUGUCUGCGCGGCUCGGCCCCCCAGUAAAUGUCUGUCCUACUCUACUGGCAGGUUUAAAAAUGGAGCUAUCGGACUCCGCAAUAUCGGCCUCACCGGCUGCUUCAACCCGCUGCUGCAGACGCUGUACAUGAAUAAGGACUUCACGGACAUUCUCUGCGGGAUCAGGGGUCCGGACGACAAUGUGCCCCUGGAAAAGCGACUCCCGUACGAGCUACUUACACUCUUUGAAGAAAUGCAGAACAGCAAAGAAGACGCCGUCCCCCCCUACUGCCUCCUGCGCUGCCUGCAGGCGCUCAAUGUGACCUUGUUGUAUCAGAAUGACGUGGCUGAGGUCUUCUCCACUCUCCUGACUCUGCUCCUACAGAACAUGCCAAAUCCACACCUGGAGGACAGACUGCGGUCCCUUUAUUCCGUCUCUCUGGAGGAACGUCUCACGUGCCAACAGUGCUCCUACCAGAGCACCAGCCACAAGGACCUCUCCUCUAUUUCCAUCUCUGUGCCUCACUCCAAAUAUCAGAGCAAACUGACCCUGGAACGCGCGCUCUGGAAAUACUUCAAGUCCCAAGAGAUGAAGGAGGACAAGAACUACUGCCCUAAGUGUGAACGGCACAGCCGAAGCGCCAAGGUGACACAGCUCCGGUCGCUGCCGCACACGCUAAGCAUUCACGUGAAACGCCUCAGCAAAAAGAAUGGCUCUCGGUUACAGAAGAUAAACAGGACUCUGUCCUUCCCGCCGGUCCUAGACUUGCUGGAGGUGCUGGAUCCAGAACAUCUGCCGGAAGAACAGGACACUACGCCGCUCUAUACUUACCGCCUGUUCGCCGUCAUCGCCCAUUCGGGCACUGCCAACGUCGGUUACUUCUGCACCUACAUCCACUGCUGCAAGGACGGCCAAUGGUAUUUCUUCAACGACUCCAGCGUGUGCAAGGUGUCCUGGGAUGAUGUGAAGUGCACAUACGGCAACAGCUCCUUCCACUGGGGCGUCACCGCCUGCCUGCUGGUCUAUGUACAGUCCGACGUGAAGUAACACACUGACAGUGGGGGAGCGAUAUGAUAUCCAGACAUAUUUAGCUGUAUGUAUGUAUAUAUGAAUGUACCAUCAGACUUACAUACAUGGACAGGUGUGUAGUGAGUGUCUGUCUCAUGUCACACGUGUAACACGUCCAGCAAUCACGCGUUCGUGCCACGCCUGGCAAUCUGGUGAUACCACUCACAGCAUUAUAUCCCGGGUGCAGAUUACUGGUACCAAAGUGACACGUUACCCGGCCUCAGCGCAGAGAACCGGACACCGGACAUUAACAUCACACAGCACAUAUUCAUGAAAUGAACACACUUAUAUAUGAUAUAUACCUAUAUAUCUAAAUGUAUACGUAUAGGAAAUGCCUAUUACUCGGGUAUAUCAUGAAAAUGGGGAAAUAUGACAAAUAGAGCUCAAAAAGUUUCACAAAAAUAUACAUUUUACUGCAAAAAGGAUGAAAGUAUCUGUGGGAUGGUGGCUCAGGAGGGUCAUAGCAGCCACUGAUUUGUCACUUAUAUAUGGAUAGCCAGCGGCUGCGCUGAUAUAAGCUGUGUGGCAGACGUUAUUAUUAUGUAGCUGGAGAAAAAUGGACUCCGAGGACGUCUCACUCUCCAUUACUCAGAGAAGUGCCCCUACCGGGAGAAUGGAACAACACGAUUGGAGCAUUUUCUAUGUGUAUUGCACGCUGUACUAAGGGGGUAAUUCAGACCUGAUCACUAGGCAGCGCUUUUUGCUCUGCUGCGAUCAGAUAGUCGCCGCCUACAGGGAGAGGGUAUUUUAUCUGUGCAAGUGUGCGAUCGCAUGUGUAGCCGAGCGGUACAAACAGAUCUUGGUGGUCAUUCCGAGUUGUUCGCUCGCAAGCUGCUUUUAGCAGCUUUGCACACGCUAAGCCGCCGCCUACUGGGAGUGAAUCUUAGCAUAGUAAAAUUGCGAACGAAAGAUUCGCAAUAUUGCGAAAAUAUUUCUCUGUGCAGUUUCUGAGUAGCUCGAAACUUACUCUGCCAGUGCGAUCAGUUCAGUGCUUGUCGUUCCUGGUUUGACGUCACAAACACACCCAGCGUUCGCCCAGACACUCCUCCGUUUUUCCAGCCACUCCCGCGUUUUUCCCAGAAACGGUAGCGUUUUUUCGCACACACCCAUAAAACGGCCAGUUUCCGCCCAGAAACACCCACUUCCUGUCAAUCACACUCCAAUCACCAGAACGAAGAAAAACCUCGUAAUGCCGUGAGUAAAAUUCCUAACUGCAUAGCAAAUUUACUUGGCGCAGUCGCACUGCGGACAUUGCGCAUGCGCAGUAGCGACUAAUCGCUCCGUUGCGAGAAAAAAAUAACGAGCGAACAACUCGGAAUGACCCCCCUUGUGCAGUCUCUGAGUAGCCCAGGACUUACUCAGCCGCUGCGAUCACGCAUUAGCCUGUCCGGGACCAGAAUUAACGUCAGACACCCUCCCUGCAAACGCCUGGACACGCCUGCGUUUUUCCAACCACUCCCAGAAAACGGUCAGUUGCCACCCACAAACGCCCUCUUCCUGUCAAUCUCCUUGCGAUCGCCCGUGCGAAUGGAUCCUUUUGCACAAACCCAUCACUGAGCGGCGAUCUGAUCUGUAUCCGCGCGACGUGCCUGCGCAUUGCGGUGCAUACGCAUGCGCAGUUUGUAUCUGAUUUCUCACUGGUGGUCAUUCCGAGUUGUUCGCCCGCUGCUAUUUUUAACAGAAUUGCUAAUAGGCUAAAAUCCGGCAGUUCUGCGCACGCGCUAAGCAAUUUCACACAAAACUAUGCUAUUUUACUCACGGGUGAACAAAGCUUUUCAGUCGCUCUGUUGAUCGGAGAAUGAUUGACAGGAAAGGGGCGUUUCUGGGUGGUAACUGAGCGUUUUCCGGGAGUGUGCUAAAAAACGCAGGCGUGCCAGCAGAAAAUGCAGGAGUGGCUGGAGAAACGGGGGAGUGGCUGGCCGGACGCUGGGCGUGUUUGUGAUGUCAAACCAGGAACUAAACGGACUGAGAUGAUCGCAAUCUAGGAGUAGGUCUGGAGCUGCUCAGAAACUGCAAGGAAAUACUUAAUAGCAGAAUAAUCUUUUGUUAGCAAUUCUGCUAUGCUAAGAUACACUCCCAAAGGGCGGCGGCUUUGCGUUUGCAAUGCUGCUAAAAGCAGCUAGCGAGCGAACAACUCGGAAUGACCACCCCUGUGUGAUCAGAUCUGAAUUACCUUCAAAGGCUAUAACACUGACAAUGAAAAUGUACAUUGGCCCUCAUUCCGAGUUGUUCGCUCGCUAGCUGCUUUUAGCAGCAUUGCUCACGCUAAGCCGCCGCCUACUGGGAGUGAAUCUUAGCUUUGCAGAAUUGCGAACGAAAGAUUAGCAGAAUUGCGAUUAGAUAUUUCUUUGCAGUUUCUGAGUAGCUCGAGACUUACUCUUACACUGCGAUCAGUUCAGUCAGUUUCGUUCCUGGUUUGACGUC
Pseudophryne corroboree (corroboree frog) is the source of this 3707-nucleotide messenger RNA. RefSeq names its product ubiquitin specific peptidase 18 (gene USP18). NCBI's taxonomy places the organism in Eukaryota, Metazoa, Chordata, Amphibia, Anura, Myobatrachidae. The record is from RefSeq and is a predicted model, not a curated record. Gene Ontology annotation, biological process: protein deubiquitination. Bases 177 to 1262 code for a protein of 361 amino acids. Gene Ontology annotation, cellular component: cytosol; nucleus. Gene Ontology annotation, molecular function: cysteine-type deubiquitinase activity. The transcript is spliced from 11 exons.